CAGGAAGUCAGUCGCAUGCAGCGCGUUCUGCUGUGUCCAUGUGAAACCAGCCGACGGCAGCCUACAGCAGCUCGAGGGGCCGCCAUGGAGAAGCAAACUCCCGCGAAAACGGCUUCGGCGCCUUCUGUGUCCCAGAUCAACGCAGAGUACGUCACACAGUUGGCUAAUAAAUAUUGGGCUCCACAUGCAAAGAAUAAACUCCCCUUUGACCCGAAGGUGAUGGAAGAUGUUUAUGAAAAAGAGAUUAUCAUGUCCAAAUUUGCCAUCAGAAAGAUCAUGCUGCUUGAGUUCAGCCAGUAUCUUGAGAACUAUCUGUGGGUGAACUACACCCCCAAGGUGUCCAGCAAUGCCUACCUCAUGUCCAUUUGUUGCAUCGUCAACGAGAAAUUCCGAGAGAAUGUCCCAGCUUGGGAGGUGUUCAAGAGGGAGCCCAGCCAUUUCCCAUUCUUCUUUAAAUAUAUGAUGGAAGCUGUACUGGCUGGGGAGGAGUCUGCCCUCACUCUGAAGGAACAAACCGUUCUGCUGGUCUUCCUGGAUCACUGUUUCAACAGCCUGGAAGUGGAUUUGAUCAGAGAGCAGGUGCAGCAGCUCAUCUCCCUCCCUAUGUGGAUGUGCCUCCUUCCAUCCAGACUCCAACACGAGCUUAAGAAAGUCCCAAAGCUGCAGAAGUUCUGGAAUCUAAUCAAGAAGAAAUGUGAAAAGAUGGAUACUGACGCAGCUGAGCAGGCAAAAGGAGAGAGGGCCUUCCUCUCGGCUCUCAUUAAAAAGUUUCUUGGAGUUCUCAUGUCAAUUCCGCCUUCAGGGCCCGUCUCCAUGGACAAAGUGCAUUACUGCGAGAGAUUCAUUGAACUCGUGAUCGAUCUGGAGGCCUUGCUGCCCACCAGGCGUUGGUUCAACACGGUGUUGGACGACUCUCACUUGGUGGUCAGCUGCCACCUGUCCAGCCUCUCCCAUCGAGAGAAGGAGGGACACCUCUUCUGCCAGCUGCUGGACAUGCUGAAGUUCUACACCGGCUUUGAGAUCAAUGACCAGACGGGAAACGCCCUGACGGGGAAAGAGAUGACCACGCUGCACUACGACAAAAUCCUCUCCCUGCAGAGGGCAGCGUUUGCUCAUUUUCCAGAGUUGCAGGACUUUGCUCUUUCCAACGUGGCAGCAGUCGACACUCGGGAAUCCUUGACCAAACACUUUGGGCAUCUCAGUCCCAAUACGCUCCACCGGGUGGCCUCGUAUCUGUGCUUGCUGCCGGAGCUUCCUGAAGGGCAAGACACCACCGAAGACAAGGAAGUUCUCCUUGAGCUGCUGGUGUCCCGUCAUGAGCGCAGAAUCUCUCAGAUUGAGCAACUCAACCAGAUGCCUCUUUAUCCAACAGAGAAGAUAAUCUGGGAUGAGAACAUUGUCCCGACAGAGUACUACUCUGGCGAAGGCUGUCUAGCACUACCUAAGCUGAAUCUCCAGUUCCUGACUCUUCACGACUACCUGUUGAGGAACUUCAACCUCUUUCGUCUCGAGUCCACCUAUGAGAUCCGACAGGACAUCGAGGAUGUGGUGUGCCGUAUGAAACCAUGGCAGUCUGAGUACGGCGGAGUGGUGUUCGGAGGCUGGGCCAGGAUGGCUCAGACCAUCACCUCCUUUUCUAUCGUGGAGGUUGCCAAGCCCAAUAUUGGGGAGAGCUGGCCUGCCCGCGUGCGAGCUGACGUCACCGUUAACCUCAAUGUACAAGAUCAUAUCAAGCACGAGUGGGAAGGGCUGAGGAAACACGACGUUUGCUUUCUGAUCACGGUGCGGGCCAACAUGCCCUUCGGCACACGCUUCGACCGGCGCCAGCCCUUCGUGGAGCAGACCGGCUUGGUGUACGUGAGAGGCUGCGAGGUGCAGGGUAUGCUGGACGACAAGGGGCGCGUCAUCGAAGAAGGACCUGACCCAAAGCCGAAGCUGAGAGGAGAUGCCAGAACAUUUCGUGUAUGGCUGGACCCGAAUCAGUACCAACAGGACAUGACCGGCAGCAUUCAGGGUGCGACUGAAGACCCGUAUGAGACCUUCAACAUCAUCAUGAGACGCAAACCCAAGGAGAACAAUUUCAAGGCCGUCUUGGAGACGAUCAGGAACUUGAUGAACACAGAGUGUGUCGUCCCAGACUGGCUGCACGACAUCAUCCUCGGCUACGGUGACCCAGGCAGUGCCCAUUACUCCAAAAUGCCGAAUCAGAUCUCCACCUUGGACUUCAAUGACACCUUUCUGUCCCUGGACCACUUGCGCUCGUGUUUCCCGGGUUACACCAUACAGGUCACAGAGGAGAACCCUGAGCUGCAAGUCUUCCCUUUCAGAAUCAAGUUUCCCAUCUCAAACAAAGCCAACAAAGGGAAGAAGCGAAAGGCGGAUGAAGAAGUGGAACCCAAAGAGGAAGACAUGUCCUUGAUCGUUGAGCCCUACGUCACCAUCAACCGGGGGCCGUAUCCCUACAACCAGCCCAAACGGAAUACAAUUCAGUUCACUCCAACUCAGAUUGAAGCCAUUCGAGCCGGCAUGCAGCCAGGACUCACCAUGGUUGUUGGACCGCCAGGUACCGGAAAGACGGACGUCGCUGUUCAGAUCAUCUCAAAUCUCUAUCACAACUUCCCUGAGCAGAGGACCCUCAUCGUCACACACUCCAACCAGGCUCUGAACCAGCUGUUUGAAAAGAUCAUGGCUCUAGAUAUUGACGAGCGUCACCUCCUGCGUCUGGGCCACGGAGAAGAGGCGCUGGAGACGGAGAAGGACUUCAGCAGGUACGGCCGCGUGAACUACGUCCUCGCCAGAAGGCUCGAGCUCCUCGGAGAAGUGGGGAGGUUACAGGAGAGCUUGGAUGUCCCGGGCGAUGUGUCUUACACCUGUGAGACUGCCGGACACUUUUACCUCUAUCAGGUCAUAUCUCGCUGGGAAGAGUACAUGAGCAAUGUCAGGCCUAAACAGAGCAAGGCGGUGGAGGUGCAAGCUGUGGCUGCACACUUUCCCUUCCACAAGUACUUCUCCAACGCGCCGCAGCCUGUGUUCAAGGGCCGGUCGUACGAAGAGGACAUGGACAUCGCAGAGGGCUGCUAUCGCCACAUCAAGAAGAUUUUUACCCAGCUGGAAGAGUUUCGGGCCUUUGAGCUGCUCAGAAGUGGAUUGGACCGCUCUAAAUAUCUGCUGGUGAAGGAAGCCAAAAUCAUUGCCAUGACCUGCACACAUGCUGCACUCAAACGCCACGACCUGGUGGAGCUGGGCUUUAAGUAUGACAACAUCUUGAUGGAAGAGGCUGCUCAGAUUCUGGAGAUCGAGACCUUCAUCCCCCUCCUGUUGCAGAACCCAGAGGAUGGCUACAGCCGGCUGAAACGUUGGAUCAUGAUUGGAGACCACCACCAGUUGCCCCCUGUUAUCAAGAACAUGGCCUUCCAGAAGUACUCCAACAUGGAGCAGUCCCUCUUUACCAGAUUUGUGCGCCUGGGCGUGCCCACUAUAGAUCUGGACGCUCAGGGCCGAGCUCGUGCAAGCUUAUGCAACCUGUACAACUGGCGCUACAAACAACUGGGCAACCUGCCUCAUGUGCAGCAACUGCCUGAGUUCCAGGUGCCCAACCCGGGUCUGACCUUUGACUUCCAGCUCAUUAACGUGGAGGACUUCAAUGGGGUGGGAGAAUCCGAGCCCAACCCGUACUUCUACCAGAACCUGGCGGAGGCGGAGUAUUCUGUGGCUCUGUUCAUGUACAUGCGUCUGCUGGGCUACCCCGCUGACCGCAUCAGUAUCCUCACCACCUACAACGGACAGAAGCACCUGAUCAGAGACGUCAUCAACCAGCGUUGUGCUGGCAACUCCUUCUUUAGUCAGCCGAACAAGGUAACAACAGUGGAUCGGUUCCAGGGUCAGCAGAACGACUACAUCAUCCUCUCACUGGUCCGAACCAAAGCCGUGGGACACCUGAGGGAUGUGAGGCGUCUGGUGGUCGCCAUGUCACGAGCCAGGCUGGGUCUGUACGUCUUUGGCCGGGUGUCGUUGUUCCAGAACUGCUUUGAGCUGACUCCUGUCUUCAGCCAGCUGACUGCCCGACCCAUGCAGCUGCACAUCCGGCCACACGAGUACUACAGCCAGGAGCAGCCCAGAGAUGCUUCUGGACAGCCGGACCAAAUUAUCAAGAACAUGCCGGAGAUGACCAACAUGGUGUAUAAUAUGUACAUGCACAUGAUCCAGACGUCCCAGAAGUACAGACAGCAGCAACAGCAGAAGCUCGCCCUGCCGCCGCCGCAACAAACCACGGCCGAUGCUGUGGUGGAGGAAGAGCCAGUUGGCUCUGGGGACCUGCAAGAACCAACCCCCAAGGAGCAGGAACCAACCCCCAAGGAGCAGGAACCAACCCUCAAGGAGCAGGAACCAACCCUCAAGGAGCAGGAACCAACCCCCAUGGAGCAGGAACCAACCCCCAAGGAGCAGGAACCAACCCCCAAGGAGCAGGAACCAACCCCCAUGGAGCAGGAACCAACCCCCAAGGAGCAGGAACCAACCCCCAAGACGGAGGAACCAACCCCCAAGACGCAGGAACCAACCCCCAAGGAGCAGGAACCAACCCCCAAGAUGGAGGAACCAACCGCCAAGGAGCAGGAACCAACCGCCAAGGAGCAGGAACCAACCCCCAAGGAGCAGGAACCAACCCCCAAGAUGGAGGAACCAACCCCCAAGAUGGAGGAACCAACCCCCAAGGAGCAGGAACCAACCGCCAAGGAGCAGGAACCAACCCCCAUGGAGCAGGAACCAACCCCCAAGACACAGGAACCAACACCCAAGGAGCAGGAACCAACCCCCAUGGAGCAGGAACCAACCCCCAUGGAGCAGGAACCAAGCCCCAAGACGCAGGAACCAAGCCCCAAGACGCAGGAACCAAGCCCCAAGGAGCAGGAACCAACCCCCAAGGAGCAGGAGCCAACCGCCAAGGAGCAGGAACCAACCCCCAAGACGGAGGAACCAACCCCCAAGGAGCAGGAACCAACCCCCAAGAUGGAGGAACCAACCGCCAAGGAGCAGGAACCAACCCCCAAGGAGCAGGAACCAACCCCCAAGAUGGAGGAACCAACCCCCAAGAUGGAGGAACCAACCCCCAAGGAGCAGGAACCAACCCCCAAGGAGCAGGAACCAACCCCCAAGAUGGAGGAACCAACCCCCAAGGAGCAGGAACCAACCCCCAAGACGGAGGAACCAACCCCCAAGACGGAGGAACCAACCCCCAAGACGGAGGAACCAACCCCCAAGGAGCAGGAACCAACCCCCAAGACGGAGGAACCAACCCCCAAGGAGCAGGAACCAACCCCCAAGACGGAGGAACCAACCGCCAAGACGCAGGAACCAACCCCCAAGGAGCAGGACCCCCCAGAAGGAGAGUCAAACUCUGAGGACACCAGUGAGAAGGAAGAAAGGCCAGACGCACUGGGCCACGCGAAGAUGCCAGAGCAUCCUGGCAGAGACAGAGACGACGAGGUGGUGGAGAGUGGAGCGGAGCAAAAGCCGUAGAGCGGUCACAUGCGGGACUUUAAUUUAUGGCCUCGGUUAUUUAGGGAACCGAGUGGAGUCCCCUAAGGAAAGCUCAGUGGGGAGUCAAUGAUUGUGAAUUAGUUUUUCUACGGAAAGGAAAUGCUGAUGAUAAUGUUCCAUUAAUUUUUGUAAAACACAUUUUGUAACCGUUACUUUUUUAUUAAAAAUAAAUCCAACUCCAUUAUUGUGUGAAACGUGUUUUUCUAUACGUCGACCCAUCAGAGUUUAUACGACUCCUAAAGAUGUCGUAAUCGUACGCACAAUCUGACAGACAAACACGAUGUAUCGUCAACAUGCUUACGCCUUGUUUAAAUCAUGACACUUCAUCCAUUCAUCUGCUUCCUUUCUCAGCUUUAAGCACAACUCAAAUCUGAUUGGCUCCGCCUAUACCAGCCACACAGGCUGCGACUAAGCUGCAUUAGUAGGUCAGGCACUUCACCCAAGGGCCGUGUUGCCAUGUCCGCGGUUUUCCCGCGGACAUGGGCUACUUUUGAAGUGUUGCCGCGGGUUGAAUUUUUUUGUCCGCUGAUUCGGGUAGACCUAUUUUGCAUGCAAAUUACAUGAACAUCUUUAAAUAAAAAUCCAUAUUUUUAACAGAAGACAGCUCUAUACCUUCGACUGGCGGAGUGAGCGCCAUGAUGACUUCUGAAACAGUCGAACCCCCCCCGUGGGUCACUUUCCUAUCUCGGGGGCAUCAUGAAGAAGUUAUGCUUAGGGCACCAACAUGGUUACCAGCGGUACUGGACAUGGACUUUAAAAGCAGUGUAUAUGGUUUGGCACGGGCAUAUUUUGAGUUCUGAUAUUGGGCUGGUUUUUGUGCUGGUUUUAUUGGCCAUUGGGCUGGUUUUGUCACACAGACCUGGCAACCCUGCCCAAGGGCCGGUGUGCAUGCUGGGGGAUUUCAACUCGCGCUCUGGGUGUACAGUCACUCAACUAGCAAGCCUUGAAUUAUGUGGCAUUCCUAACUGUGGAGUAUUUAUACAGAAUAACUUCAGGUCCAGGUUCUGACGACCACAUGGGAGGCUGAAGACUCGUGUUGGCAUUAAAGCAACAAUUAAAAAGCAAAGUUCCAACCCAAGUUGUCGUAGUUCAAACAUAAAUUCAGUUAAAGUUGAAGAGGUUAACACAGUCCACAGCCCUGAAGGCAAAAACACAGACUGGAAAUUCAUUCAUUAUCAUGCACCAAAGGUGGGCCGAGUCCGUCUACACACUGCGGAUGGUUUUGGCAUGAAGCCCACAAGACGGACCAAUUUACUGUAUCACGUGAUGCUGGAAUGUUGUAUUGAUCGGCUACUGAUUGAAUAAACUGUGUUCCAUCACAUGUCACUCAUUCCUUCUCUGCAAAACCCGUGACAGCAAAACUUUUGCCGGAGUCACAUGAGUGUCGGCGUUGUGCAACGUCCUCCCUCUGCGGAGCCUUUCAGCCACGAACUGUCUGUCUGCUCCCAGCCGGCUUCGUGAGGGAGCCUGUGGCCCCGUGUUGGAGAAUAGAGCCAACUGGAGGGACCUCUGCUCACAACCAGGAGAAGGAUCCGGGAGACGUGAGAUCAGGAGAUCAGGAGAUCACAUCCUCCAGAAUCUGUCUCUGCUGAAGGCGGAUGUGUAACAGACAACAGGCUGGAAACUAGAUCAUUAUUUGGUCAUGAGUUCAGACGGCGAGGAUGGCCGGUUGCGGGUCUUGUUUCUGGGGCCUUCUCUGGCUGGUGGUCCUGAUCUGCGUGACCUGGCCUCUGAGCAUCACCUUAGGAGGUCUCUACGGCCUCAUCAGCCCCCUCACCACCUGCCUCGGCCUGGACCGGUUUUCCGACUUGCUCCUGGAGGGGGCCAACCUGGGCCGACUUUGUGCCAAUAACAUGAGGCGCGGCACGCCUUUGUGCUGAGGUCCACCGCGGGCGAUCCGCACCAGACGGCAGGACCAGAGACUGGAGGCGAGAUGUGAGAAGAGCAUUUGCCUUGAGAACCGUCCACGUCCGUUUCAUGCCGAGAUGACGUGAGAUGAUUGGGACUUGAGCAGCUUAUGCAACAAACGGCUCCGCAUGGUUUGAGUCCUCUUGUUCUGUUAACAUGUAAUUAACCACGCAUUUCAAACUGCUAUGGGGUCGUCAGGAAGAAAAUCGGCUUUGUGUUCAUGGUCUGAGUUUGAUGCCACUGCUCGGAGAAGAUAAGAAUGGAAUAGGCAAUUUAACAAUGGAAAUACUUAGACUUGUAAAUGACUGGAUGUAAACUUUUAAUGCGAUUAAAACUGCUUCGGACUUGC
Pseudoliparis swirei is the source of this 7795-nucleotide messenger RNA. It is a transcript of the gene aqr, whose product is annotated as aquarius intron-binding spliceosomal factor. Lineage: Eukaryota; Metazoa; Chordata; Actinopteri; Perciformes; Liparidae. Gene Ontology annotation, molecular function: helicase activity; mRNA binding. Gene Ontology annotation, cellular component: catalytic step 2 spliceosome. The transcript has 38 exons. The record is from RefSeq and is a predicted model, not a curated record. Bases 16 to 5517 code for a protein of 1833 amino acids.